AGGAAAGAGAGAAGAAGGCAAUAGUGCAGAGGGAAGUAGGAGGGAGAGAUUGGGUUGCUUGGGUUGAAGUUGGUGGAGAUAGUUUUCAGACUCUGCUUCUAGUUUCCUUCUCAUUGCACGUUUGGUGGGAAAAGGCUUGGGGGCCAUCCAGAGACCAGAAGAACAGGGGAUCAAGGAAGAAGAGUGUUUGAAAGGGGCGCAAAGAAAGAAACGAAGAAGAAGAACUGGAAGAGGACUGGUUGCUCCAAGAGAAAUCACUGAGUGGAUGUUGCCAUACUCAGUAGUGUCAGGUUUCACAAAAUGAAAGACCAGUUCAAGAGCGCUUCUGUAGGGCUCAACCAACCAAUCCAGGAUGCCAGCUGCUAGCAUCAUGACUGGUGGAAGAGCACUGCUGCUCUGUACGAACACAGAGAACUGCAUCUACCAGUCAGUCAACGGGCUCCAGUGCUGUGGCUUGCGGCUUGAAGACGCUCAAUCUGUGGUGUCCCAUAGACCGGACCUGUCCAGGGUUGUGGACACACAGUCCCCCCUAACAUCCCUGGACAACGCUGAGCAUUUCCCUGGGAACAUGGACAUGCUCACCGACAAGAGACCGAGUGACACUUAUCCUGUUGAAAAUGGCCUGGGGGGCUGCAACAAGCCUACAAAAACUCAUGUGGGAAUCAAAAGCACUGCCAGCAUUAGGGACAAAAUAUCCCAGUGGGAGGGCAAAACAGAUAGUGCCGGACCAAACCCACAGAGUGUCAUCCAGAAAGAGACAGAAAGUGUGAGGAAGAAGGAUAUAAAAACCACAGAGGUACAAAGAAGAGACAGCAAAAGAGGUAUUAGCUGCGACAGACAGGACAUUGGCAAAGAGAAUGGAAAUAAGAUUGGAGAAUCAAGGAAAAGUUCAGAGGUAUGUACAAGGGAAAGAGAUGUGAUACUGGAGAAAAUGCCUGUGGGGAAAACUGACAUUGUCCAAGACAAGAAGUCUGUUUUGACGCACAUUAAGAAACUUGAGCAGGCCAUGAAGGAAACCCCUACUAAGCCAUCUUUGCCAGGCAAUUAUUUCUGUCCACCUUUUAAAGACAAACAAGAGGAAACAGAGAAAAAGGCUGCAGAACCCAUCUUCGGGACUGUGGAAGUGGUGAGGGCUGGCAGCCGCCGUGGUCGAAACAGAGACCCUGAGAACGUGUACACUGAGCCUGGGGCUCCGUCCAUUAACCCUCUGCCCAAACCUCAACGUACCUUUCAGCACCACACUCAAACAAACAACCGUGGACCUCCCCAAGGUUCAGUGAAAGGGAGGAGGAAUCUGCCCCCUUUGCCCUCAAUACCCCCUCCACCACUUCCCUCCUGCCCUCCACCACCUGGGGUGUGUCAGAGGCCUUGGCAGGAACGCACUCGAGACAGUAAUAACAGGAAGUCCUACGAGUUUGAGGAUUUGUUGCAGUCAUCCGCUGAGGGCUGUCGAGUGGAUUGGUAUGCUCAGUCCAAGCUGGGUCUCACACACACUUUAUCUGAGGAGAAUGUCUAUGAAGAUAUCUUAGAUCCUCCGUCUAAAGAAAACCCUUAUGAAGACAUAGAAUUGGAAAGCCGCUGUGCUGGAAACAAAUAUCCUGUUCCAACGUCACCGUCUUCGCCCACGCUCAACACUCCAACAAAGCUCUCCUCUAAGCCUGGCUUCUUCAGGCAGAGUUCAGAACGACGGAGCUUCAAACUAUUAGAUCUGCGCAAGACAAACAGAGAUGGAGGCAUUGCGUCACCUUCAAGGAUAAGCCCACCUUCAACCCCUAGCAGCCCUGAUGAUACACCAUGCCUCUCUGGAGACCCCUAUAACCGCAGACGAAGGAAAAUCCCCAAGAUGGUGCUGAAAAUAAAUGGCAUCUUUGAGGCCCGGAGAGGGAAGAAGAAGAUGAAGCGGGUCUCUCCAUCGACUGAAUCCAGCUCAGGGCGAGUAACAGAUGAAAACAGUGAAUCAGAGAGUGACACAGAAGAAAAGCUGAAAGCUCACAGCCAGAGGUUGGUGUCAGUGCAGUCCAUGUUAAAACAGACGGGCCGGUAUCACACACUGGAGAGAGAUUUGAUGGACCUACAGGAGAGGAAACUGUUUGAGUACUUCCUAGUGGUGGCUCUACAUAAAACCAAAGCAGGAGCCCCUUAUUUGCCUGAAGUCACCCAGCAGUUCCCACUUAAGCUGGAGAGGAGUUUCAAGUUCAUGCGAGAGGCUGAAGAUCAACUGAAGGUCAUUCCUCAGUUCUGCUUUCCUGAUGCCAAAGACUGGGCCCCUGUGGACAAUUUCCCCAGUGAAACCUUCUCAUUUGUCUUGACGGGGGAAGAUGGGAGCAGAAGAUUUGGCUACUGUCGACGUUUAUUGCCUACUGGGAAAGGGAGGCGUCUGCCUGAGGUCUACUGCAUAGUGAGUCGACUGGGAUGUUUUGACCUCUUUUCAAAGAUGUUGGAUGAAGUUGAGAAAAGGAGAGCGAUUUCCCCUGCUCUGGUGCAACCCUUCAUGAGGGGCAUUAUGGAGGCUCCAUUCCCCGCUCCAGGCAGAACCAUUACUGUGAAGAACUUCCUGCCAGGCUCAGGAACCGAGGUAAUAGAGCUGUGUCGUCCCUCUGACUCACGGCUGGAGCAUGUAGAUUUCGAAUGUCUCUUCUCCUCUUUGAGUCUGCGUCUACUCCUGAGAGUCUUCGCCUCACUGUUGCUGGAGCGGAGAGUGAUCUUCACAGCAGACAAGCUCAGCACACUGUCUCAGUGUUGUCAUGCAGUGGUGGCCCUGCUCUAUCCCUUCACAUGGCAGCACACAUACAUCCCUGUGUUGCCCCCUGCUAUGAUGGACAUUGUUUGCACUCCGACUCCUUUCAUUGUGGGCCUGCUGUCCAGCUCUCUGCCUCGACUCAAAGAGCUUCCCCUGGAGGAAGUCCUGGUGGUGGACCUUGGCAAUAGUCGUUUCCUACGACAGAUGGAUGAUGAAGACUCCAUUUUGCCUCACAAACUGCAAACUGCUCUUGAGUAUGUCCUGGAGAAGAGGAAAGAGCUGGCGUCUGACAGAGGAGACCUUCCCUCUGAACACUGCUCUCUGAGCGCUGUGGUGUCCGAAGCUUUUGUCCGCUUCUUUGUGGAAAUAGUCGGACACUAUUCGCUCUUUAUGGGGGGAAACGAACGUGAUGAAGAGUCCUCAGCCUCUUCCUCCUCCCCCACGCCUUUGUCCUUCCAUCGCGAGGCCUUCCGCAAGGCUGUGUCUUCAAAGAGUCUGCGCCGCUUUCUGGAGGUCUUCAUGGAGACACAGAUGUUCGCAGCCUUUAUUCAGGAGAGGGAGAUGCGCAGGCAGGGACUUAGAGGAUUGUUUGAGGUAAGGGCUCAAGAUUACCUGGACGCACUGCCUGGAGCUGAGAAUCGAGGGGUCAACAAGUUUCUCAAAGGGCUUGGUCACAAAAUGAAAUUCCUUUCCAAAAAGUGAAGUAUCUCUGUGUUUGGUGGACAGAUUUAAGCACCAAUUAAGCUCCACAGCAGUGAUUCUGCAAAGACAUGAACCUGAAACCUCAUGACAGCACUGAGACUGGGGGAAACGCCAUGAGCCUGGCAAUAAAACAGAACUCCGAUGUGAAUUCUUGGCUUCAUUAAAUGAUUGUCUUCCAUUUUUUCUUGCAAAAAAAAAAAACAGUACCGAGGUCAUGUUUCACCAUAGACUGGUAUGGUUUUCAGUGUGUGUGUAUUUUGAGUAACUGCUCACAUUCUAUAAAAUAUGCUUAGAGGAAAAAGUAGGCAUGGACCAAAGUUUAAUUUCCUGUACAGUCCUGUUUUUUUUUUCCCCACAUAAAAAUUGUUUGAUUUUUGAUCGCUGAUAUGUUUUACCUUAGAAAUAGAGUACAACUUCUAUAACAGGGGGCAAUAAUUUAAUUUAUAUUCUUUCUAGAAAAAGACAUUUAUAAUUUCUUACAUAAAACUUUGUUGCUUUUUAAAUACAAGAAUAAACAGAAAAGUUGCUAGUUUGUUAUAGGCUAUUUAUCGCAGCAUAUUCCAUACAUUGGAUUUGUGAGUAAAAUACCACUGUGACCAGUCAUUUAUGUUGGAAAUCAAAAAAAGAAGAGGACGAGUGGAAUCUGGAAGUUGACAGACUGAUGGAGGAAAGUAGCGUGUUCUGUGAUACAAAUCUGCGUACGUGUCUUGGACUGUAUCGAACAAUGGACUUCAUUUUUUUUUUAGAUGAUGUUUUCUUUGCCUUUUUGCUGUCCGUUCUUAAAAACACCACUAUAUGUGUCUGAAACCUGAUUAACAAAAGAGCUGCUGGUUUCCUUUUCAGAAUGUCUCAUAGCUGUGAUUUGACUCGUAUCAAAGUAUAAACCAAGUAUCCAGGCCUCCAUCUACACCACUGGGGGUCACUACAGAGAGGACUUCACCUUUUCUUGUGUAUUUUAUUUAUUAUUUUUUCAUGCUAAUGUUAGUCAUGUUUUUUUUUCCCACUUUGUUCAAACCAAAACUCACUGAACCUGCUUAUUAACAUUAUUUUUUCAAAUUAAAGAUAUGCAAAGUUUCAUUACAAAAAACCCUAACAACAACAACAACAACAACAACAAACAGGCUUACUGACUGCUCUUUUGUUUCUUGUAUAUAAUUAUUCGAUAGACUUUUAGUCAUUUGGUGAUCUUAGCAUUGCCUUCAUAUGUGUGAUUACAGCAGUAAUUAUAAUGAAGCAAAUACAGAGCUGAUUCAGUGAAACACAGAUCCUCAUUCUCUUUACUCCCUCACGCAUUUCCCAUGCUUCUCCGAGAGCACAUACUGAAUUCUUAUUGAAGAUGAUCUCCAAAAGAAAACAAAACGGAUCCACAUGGCACAAAUCCAUAAAAGCAAGGUGUCAAUACAUAAAAUGAGACCUUUGUCUCUUGCAGCUUAUAUUAAGAGGGUCAGUUUCAAAACUGUUGCGUAUUCCAUCACAAAGAUCAGAUUGUUUGAAGCAAUUUUUAAAAACUGUAUUAAA
This is a messenger RNA of Neoarius graeffei (lesser salmon catfish), 4960 nucleotides long. Its product is annotated as DENN domain-containing protein 2A. The coding region runs from base 353 to 3442 and encodes 1029 amino acids. Lineage: Eukaryota; Metazoa; Chordata; Actinopteri; Siluriformes; Ariidae. The record is from RefSeq and is a predicted model, not a curated record. The transcript is spliced from 20 exons. Gene Ontology annotation, biological process: retrograde transport, endosome to Golgi. Gene Ontology annotation, cellular component: actin cytoskeleton.